Messenger RNA from Marasmius oreades (fairy-ring Marasmius), 990 nucleotides. RefSeq lists its product as uncharacterized. The record is from RefSeq and is a predicted model, not a curated record. Bases 1 to 990 code for a protein of 329 amino acids. Gene Ontology annotation, cellular component: catalytic step 2 spliceosome. The transcript is spliced from 7 exons. NCBI's taxonomy places the organism in Eukaryota, Fungi, Basidiomycota, Agaricomycetes, Agaricales, Marasmiaceae.
AUGGCGACCGACGAAACUACGCAAGAUGUAGCACCGAUGGACUCUGGAGAAAAAGAGAAGGAAACAACUUCAGGACCUACGACGAUGAACACUGACACAACUAGGAAGCGGCCUCGUCUCAACCUUACAGCGGAAGGUGGCGGACGAGAACGGAAACGCGGAAAAUCCAUGUUCGGGUUGGUGGUAGGAACACUCAACAAAGCCAAAAUAGAAGAUAAAGAGCGAAAUGCAAGCGAAGCGGCGAAAAAACGGCAGCUGAUAGAACAACGGUUACAGAAUAAGCUACGGAAAGAAACUGACUCUGUGCGACGAGCAGAAGAAGCGAAAAAGGACAAGACUCUGGCGAACCGGAAAGAGGAAGACCUUCAGCUAAAAGACUCCAUCUACAAAUUACGACGGAAACGGUUACCUCAGUUGGCGAACUUUCUCCUUACUUCCGACGUCAUCCCCGACAUUGAUGAUACCGAAAAGACUGGGGAUAACCCUCUUGCUCCUCCACCACGUUCACAUCCACCUCCUCUGUACUACUUACCCGCCAUCCUGACCCCUUCGCAAGAAGCGUUUAUCGCGAAGAGAAGAGAAGAGGUCAGCGAAGCGUCAGAGAAAGAAUGGAAAUUAUUCCGUGAAGAACGUACCACUGGUGUCGUGGAAAUUCAACAACUACGUCAACGCGUUGCUGACGAGGACGAGGCACGCAAGAAAGCUGUGGGCAAUGAGGACCAUCAGAUGGAGACAUCAGAAUCUGCCAGCAAAGACGGUCUUGCGAACGAAAGUCAUCAGCAAAGGACACCGAGGCGGAGCGGUCGAAAGACAGGGCAAAGGAGGAGUCUGCGCCCCCAUCUUCUGCAGCAGUGCAGGCGGAUGAUGAUGAUGCUGUCGAGUAUUAGUAUUGUCUGCUCUCUCCUUUCUUUUGGUUCAAUACUGCUUUCGUACGUUCAUUCGUUUUUCUGUGAGCUUUUGACUUUUUGUCCUUCCCUCUCCCAUCCGUGA